AUGGAGGCACCACAGACGCCGCAAGACGCGCUUCACCUCGGCGCUCUCGCGUCUCAGAAUGCGGCCGCGACACGGAAUCUGUACUCGCGCCUCGAAUUGGCCAACGGCAAGCGCCAGAAGCUCGAGGGCGUCUUUGAGGAUGCCGUCAUGAAGCGGCGCUUCGAGGCCGAAUACGCCGCUGUGCAGACGCUGCCCGAGGCCCUCGCCGCCAAGCAGCCAUCGAAGCAGGCGCUGCGGAAAACGGCAAAGACGGGCGCAGCAGCACCGCCGCGCAAGACGCCCAAGCUUCUCGAGGCGGCACCAUCUUCAUCGGCCGCCAACGGAGGCGAAUCUACGACGACGAAAGCAUCGGGGACGACACCGCAGAGCAUGAGCCUGACGGUGAGAGGGUCGCCGGCCAUCCAGCAGGUCAAGCCCGAGUGGCAUCCGCCGUGGAAGCUGAUGAGGGUCAUCUCGGGCCACCUGGGCUGGGUGCGCAGUUUGGCAGUCGAGCCGGGGAACAAGUGGUUUGCCAGUGGUGCUGGCGACAGGACAAUCAAGAUCUGGGAUCUCGCUACUGGAUCGCUGAGAUUGACCUUGACAGGCCACAUCAGCACUGUUCGCGGUCUGGCUGUGUCUCCACGACAUCCAUACCUGUUUUCUUGUGGCGAGGAUAAGAUGGUCAAGUGCUGGGACUUGGAGACGAACAAGGUGAUUCGUCACUAUCACGGCCACCUCAGCGGCGUCUACACGCUCUCUCUACAUCCCACGCUGGAUGUCCUCGUCACAGGCGGUCGCGAUGGUGUUGCUCGAGUUUGGGACAUGCGCACGAGAAGCAACAUCCACGUCUUGUCGGGCCAUACCGGCACUGUGUCGGACGUCAAGUGUCAGGAGGCGGAUCCCCAGGUCAUCACGGCAUCGCUGGACUCGACCGUCAGGCUCUGGGAUCUGGCGGCCGGAAAGACCAUGGGCGUUCUCACCCACCACAAGAAGGGCGUCCGGGCUCUCGCCGUCCAUCCUACCGAAUUCACCUUUGCAUCAGGCAGCACUAGCGGUAUCAAGCAGUGGAAAUGCCCAGAGGGCGCUUUCAUGCAAAACUUUGAGGGCCAUAAUGCCAUUAUCAACACCAUGAGUGUGAAUAGCAAUAAUGUGUUCUUCUCAGGAGGCGACAAUGGCUCAAUGAGCUUCUGGGACUGGAAAUCUGGUUAUCGCUUCCAAUCCAUGGACACAACCGCACAACCCGGCUCCCUAGAUGCCGAAUCAGGAAUCAUGAGCUCAACAUUUGACCGCUCUGGUCUGCGUCUCAUCACAGGCGAGGCUGACAAAACUAUCAAAAUCUGGAAACAAGAUGAAAAAGCGUCCGAGGAGACGCAUCCGAUACAAUGGACGCCGUCAUUGGCACACAGGAAAUUUUAG
This is a messenger RNA of Trichoderma aggressivum f. europaeum, 1395 nucleotides long. RefSeq lists its product as uncharacterized. Gene Ontology annotation, molecular function: protein binding. Gene Ontology annotation, cellular component: precatalytic spliceosome; Prp19 complex; catalytic step 2 spliceosome. The transcript has 3 exons. NCBI's taxonomy places the organism in Eukaryota, Fungi, Ascomycota, Sordariomycetes, Hypocreales, Hypocreaceae. Gene Ontology annotation, biological process: mRNA splicing, via spliceosome. Bases 1 to 1395 code for a protein of 464 amino acids. The record is from RefSeq and is a predicted model, not a curated record.